Messenger RNA from Juglans microcarpa x Juglans regia, 1873 nucleotides. Its product is annotated as internal alternative NAD(P)H-ubiquinone oxidoreductase A2, mitochondrial-like. The transcript is spliced from 8 exons. The coding region runs from base 206 to 1711 and encodes 501 amino acids. NCBI's taxonomy places the organism in Eukaryota, Viridiplantae, Streptophyta, Magnoliopsida, Fagales, Juglandaceae. Gene Ontology annotation, molecular function: NADH dehydrogenase activity. The record is from RefSeq and is a predicted model, not a curated record.
AGUCACAGACGUCAACUGUCAGCCUCGGGCAGCUGCCACGCAAUCGUUCUCCUCAUCAGUACCGACCCAGCUGUUGACUCCUCAUUUCUUUUCCCAGGAAAAAUAAUCCUUCUUUAAAAAUCUUCCUGAAUCCCUGAUUCUGGGAGAUCGAGGAGAAAGAUACCCCAUUUGAGAGACCGAUAAAGAGAACUUUCUCACUUUCAUUAUGGCUUGGUUCAGAAGCCUAAUCCGAGUUUCGGCCGUCCAACCCAGAAACGCAGUUUCCAGCCCAUUUUCCUUGACCUCCACACUGCUUUCUCUCAGAUAUUUGAGCGGUGAAGCGAGCAAUCAACCUCAAGACCCACGGCCAGUGCCGAUCCAGUACUCCGGCCUUGCACCCACCAGGCCGGGCGAGAAGCCGAGGGUUGUGGUUCUGGGUUCCGGGUGGGCCGGGUGCCGGCUCAUGAAGGGUCUCGAUACGGAGCUCUACGACGUCGUGUGCGUCUCGCCGCGGAACCACAUGGUAUUCACUCCUCUCUUGGCCUCCACCUGCGUCGGGACCCUCGAGUUCAGGUCCGUCGCCGAGCCCAUCGCCAGGAUCCAACCCGCCAUCUCCCGCGAACCCGGGUCGUACUUCUUCUUGGCCAACUGUACAGGCAUCGAUGCCGAUAAGCAUUUGGUGCACUGUGAGACUGUUACUGAUGUACCAGACACCUUGGAUCCUUGGAAGUUUAAGAUCGCUUAUGACAAGUUGGUAAUUGCUUUGGGGGCACAGCCCUUAACUUUUGGAAUCCAGGGGGUUAAUGAACAUGCUAUUUUCCUCCGGGAAGUUCACCAUGCCCAGGAAAUUCGUCGGAAGCUACUCCUAAACUUGAUGCUGUCUGAUGUGCCUGGUAUUUCAGAAGGAGAGAAAAGCAGGCUUCUACACUGUGUGGUUGUUGGGGGUGGUCCCACAGGAGUUGAAUUCAGUGGUGAACUUAGUGAUUUCAUAAAGAAUGAUGUCCACGAAAGAUAUGCGCAUGUGAAAGACUAUAUACACGUUACUUUGAUUGAGGCAAACGAGAUCUUAUCUUCCUUUGAUGAUCGCCUUCGACAGUAUGCUACUAAGCAGUUGACAAAGUCAGGGGUUCGUCUUAUCCGUGGGAUUGUCAAGGAUGUUAAAGCUCAGAAGUUAAUUCUUAAUGAUGGAACAGAGGUUCCGUAUGGACUGUUAGUAUGGUCUACAGGUGUUGGUCCCUCUUCUCUUGUCAACUCUUUGGAAAUUCCGAAAUCUCCAGGUGGACGGAUUGGUAUUGAUGAGUGGCUCCGUGUUCCUUCCGUGGAGGAUGUGUUUGCAAUUGGGGAUUGCAGUGGGUUUGUUGAAAGUACUGGAAAACCAGCCCUUCCAGCUUUGGCCCAGGUUGCAGAGCGGCAAGGGAAAUAUCUGUCGCAUCUACUAAAUAAAAUUGGUAAAGCUAAUGGUGGGCAUGCAAGCUCUUGGAAUGGCGUGGAACUUGGGGAGCCUUUUGUUUACAAGCAUCUGGGAAGCAUGGCAACGAUUGGCAGAUACAAGGCUCUUGUUGAUCUCAGGCAGAGCAAGGAAGCAAAAGGAUUAUCCAUGGCAGGAUUUGUGAGUUGGUUCAUUUGGCGCUCAGCAUAUCUGACACGGGUUCUAAGCUGGAGGAACAGAUUUUAUGUGGCAAUCAACUGGCUCACAACCCUCGUGUUUGGUCGUGAUAUUAGCAGAAUCUAGAUUAAGAAAUACAGGUGCCUACUUUUGUCUCUCUGUGCUCCUGCAGGCUGGAUGAUCGGUUUGCUUAGUUUUGCAACUCAAAAUGAUAUUUUUUUUACUACUUGCAGGUCACCAGCUAUGAUUUUCUGUGGUGAUUUGAUGAGCAUACUGCAAUUAAUUAAA